Messenger RNA from Camelina sativa (false flax), 1502 nucleotides. The record is from RefSeq and is a predicted model, not a curated record. NCBI's taxonomy places the organism in Eukaryota, Viridiplantae, Streptophyta, Magnoliopsida, Brassicales, Brassicaceae.
UUCUUCUGUAACUCCUAUAUACAGACUUGACACAUAUAUGUGUUGAUAACAUCUCGUUCUACGAGACUAACCAUGAAACUCUUGUCUUCCUAGCUAAGAUUUUUUGCUUCUUCUUUUUUACAUGGCAUCUCAGUCAUAGAUCUGUUGGUCAACCUAACCAUUGAAAGCUUCAAUUUUCUUUUCUGGGAAAUUGUGGUUAAUCAUCAUCGAAAUCUCCGAGGGACGAGCCAUGAAGUAAAAUAAAACAAGAAGCGUUGAAAUGUAUUUCUCUGGCUUGUCCAACGACGAAAUGUUGUACGAGAAACGUUUUGAAACGUAUGAAGAAAGUUCUAAGCAGAAUCAUAUUAGAAUGGUGACUCUAUUUGGGCAGCAGCUUUCAUUUCAGGUGUAUACCGCAAAAGAGGAAAGCUUUGUAUUUCCCUUGAGGACUGAAGCAUAUGGCACAAAUUUGUUUGGCAAGAAAAGUGAGAAAGUGAAUAUCUCAAAUGAAUCGUCAUGUUUGCUGGAUCUUAACGAAACCCCGGCUAAUGAGCCAGUUUCCAAGGAUCAUCAAUGCUUCUUCCAAGAUUUGAACUUUCCAUACAUUGAGGAGACAAAAAUGAGCUGUGAGAAGAGUGGGUUAGAUGGUGACCAUGAAAAAGAUUGUGCAGCAUCUCCAGCUUCAUGCUGCACCGCGGAAAACAACACAAGGACUCAUGAUCAGCCACAAGAUUCAUGUGAGCUAGUCCAAAAUGCAGCUGAAUGUUUACUCCGAAUUUCAGCAGGUUUGCUCAACCAAGGUCAGGACAUUUCAGUCAAACUUGGAUCAACAACCAUCAGCUCAUCUCAAGAUCAAGAAUUUCUAAAUAAUCACGAGAUGGACGUCGAAGAACCGAGUCGUUCUUGCGAUUCAUUUGAGCUACACACUUUGAGAAUAAAAGAAACCACCCCUGAAGAAUUCUGUUGUGUAUCAUCAAAAGCCACAGAUAACUUCAGUAACAAGAAAGAGUUUGGAGUCAAGCUGAGAAGAGGGAGGAGAAUGAAGAAUUUCCAAAAAGAGAUACUCCCGGAACUUGUGUCACUCUCUAGACAUGAGAUCCAAGAAGAUAUCAACAUCUUAGAGACAGUUUUGAGAUCUAGAGAAUACAAGAAGUUGCAGGGAAAGACUAAAGAUGGAAAAUGUAAACCAAACCAGAGAAACAACAAAGGUUUGACUCAGAGGUAUAUAGGUAGAAGAAGGAGACAAACCGGAUGACGAAAUUUUCCGGUUUAAUAGACAUUGCUCUAUCACAUAGCAGCUUCGGAUCAUUGAUUUAGUGAUCCUCAAAUUCUUUAUUGAACCUAUUUGAACAUGAUUUACGUGCCAAAAUUUAGUUAGGGUUGGUUGGUUCCGUGUAUUAGUUAAUGGGCUUAAUGGGCCUGUUGAUUAUCAUUUACAUUAGGCCCUUGGAAUUUCACUUACUUGUAAAAUAGUAAUAUUCUCCCUCUGCGCAUCCAAUGUACUUUCAUGAUUUCAUUUUCAA